UAUUAGAUUACGUCAAGGUGUGAAUACAACCCAUUCACAGUAUAAAUAUCACAAGUGCAAAGAGUAAUCAUUCACAAGUCACAACAACCCCAGACAUUCACAAAGAUGGCAAAGAAUUCUCAUACCUUGUCACUUUUUCUUUUCCUCACUCUUGUUAGAACCUCCUAUGCUGGUGGCAUAGCCAUCUACUGGGGCCAAAAUGGUGAAGAAGGCUCACUGUAUGAAACAUGUGCCACUGGGAGAUACACCCACAUAAACAUUGCCUUCCUCUCCAGAUUCGGCAAAGGUCGAACCCCUACGUUGAACUUAGCAGGUCACUGCAACCCUUCAACUAAUUCAUGCACCAAAUUAAGUCACAGCAUCAAGUAUUGCCAGAGCAGAGGUAUCACAAUGUUUCUUUCUAUCGGCGGUGGACUCGGAAGAUACUCUUUGUCUUCAAUUGAGGAUGCUAGAAGCUUCUCAAGAUAUUUAUGGAACACUUUCUUGGGUGGCACGUCAUAUUCAAGACCAUUUGGUGAUGCUGUGUUAGAUGGCAUAGAUUUUGACAUUGAAAUUGGUUCCACAAAAAAUUGGCAACACCUUGCACGAUUUCUCAAGGAUUAUAACGGGGUUUAUCUAAGUGCUGCUCCUCAAUGUCCAUUUCCUGAUAGAUUCUUAGGAAGAGCCCUUGAAACAGGACUUUUUGACUUUGUUUGGGUUCAGUUCUAUAAUAAUCAAGCAUGUGAUUAUAAUAAACAUAGAAUGAAUAACCUUGUGAGUUCAUGGAAACAUUGGACAACUACUAUUCCAGCUUGGAAGAUAUUUUUGGGGUUGCCGGCGGCUAAGGACGCAGCUGGAAGCGGUUUUAUUCCGGCCAAUGUGUUGACGUCUCAAAUCCUACCUCUGAUUCAGGAUACAUCAAAGUAUGGAGGUGUAAUGCUUUGGUCAAGAUACUUUGAUGAGUGGACUGGUUAUAGCAGUUCCAUUAUCGCUAGCGUGUGAAGGUACGUAGUUGCUAUUUGUCAAUAAAUUUGUGUCUUGUUCGUUCUAUUUUUAAAUUAAUAGAAAAUAAAGAAAAACUAUGUUAUUGUAAUUUGGUUAUUGUACUUUAAUACUAUUAAUUGUUAUUUAUUUGUGUG
Molecule: messenger RNA, 1118 nt
Organism: Medicago truncatula (barrel medic)
Lineage: Eukaryota; Viridiplantae; Streptophyta; Magnoliopsida; Fabales; Fabaceae
Product: acidic endochitinase
Exons: 1
Coding region: 106-981 (291 amino acids)
Biological process (GO): carbohydrate metabolic process
Cellular component (GO): extracellular region
Molecular function (GO): chitinase activity
Source: RefSeq, a predicted model, not a curated record